Messenger RNA from Menidia menidia (Atlantic silverside), 1221 nucleotides. The record is from the annotation of a GenBank genome assembly. NCBI's taxonomy places the organism in Eukaryota, Metazoa, Chordata, Actinopteri, Atheriniformes, Atherinopsidae.
AUGAGGAUCUUCCUGUCUCUCCUGAAAAACGCCCACCCCAAAAUCGAGUACUACUCCAGGUUCUCUCCCUCCCCGCUCUCCAUCAAGCAGUUUUUGGAUUUUGGCAGGGAGAAUGCCUGUGAGAAAACCUCCUACAUGUUCCUGCGGAAGGAGCUGCCGGUGCGGCUGGCCAACACCAUGCGGGAGGUCAACCUGCUGCCCGAUAACCUGCUCAGCCAGCCGUCCAUCAGGCUGGUCCAGAAAUGGUACAUGCAGAGCUUCGUGGAGCUGCUGGAUUAUGAGAGCAGAAAGCCGGAGGACCCUCACACGCUAAACGAUUUCCUGGAGUUAUUGAUCGAGAUCCGCAACCGCCACAACGACGUGGUGCCCACCAUGGCUCAGGGCGUGGUGGAAUACAAGGAGAAGUUCGGCUUCGACCCCUUCAUCAGCAGCAACAUCCAGUACUUCCUCGACCGCUUUUACACCAACCGCAUCUCUUUCCGCAUGCUCAUCAACCAGCACACCCUCCUGUUUGGCAACGACACCAACCCGGCCCACCCCAAACACAUCGGCAGCAUCGACCCCAGCUGCAGCGUGGCCGAGGUCGUCAGCGAUGCCUACGACACUGCGAAGAUGCUGUGCGAGAAGUACUACUUAGCCUCUCCCGAGCUCAAGAUCGAGGAGUUCAACAUGAAGGCUCCUCAGAAGCCCAUCCAGGCCGUGUACGUGCCCUCCCAUCUGUUCCACAUGCUGUUCGAGCUGUUCAAGAACUCAAUGAGGGCGACGGUGGAGCUCCACGAGGACAGCAAAGAGGGGUUACCGCCCGUGAAGGCCAGAGUCACGCUGGGCAAAGAGGAUCUCUCAAUAAAGAUCAGUGAUAGAGGAGGAGGAGUCGCUCUGAGGAAGAUCGACCGUCUGUUUAACUACAUGUACUCCACUGCCCCGACGCCGAGCCUGGAGCCAGGCGCCGUCCCACUGGCUGGUUUUGGCUACGGCCUGCCCAUCUCGCGGCUUUAUGCUCGCUACUUCCAGGGCGACCUGAAGCUCUACUCCAUGGAGGGAGUGGGCACCGAUGCUGUAAUCUACUUGAAGGCUCUGUCCAGCGAGUCCUUUGAGCGUCUGCCUGUCUUCAACAAGUCGGCGUGGCGGCAUUACAAAACCAGCGCGGAGGCGGACGACUGGAGCAACCCCAGCAAGGAGCCCCGCGAUGCCAGCAAGUCCAUUUUCAAAGCCAACAGAUAG